AUGUGGCAAUCACGCGCAUACGAGUACCUUCUCGAUGAAGAGAUCCGGAAUGGACGUGAUCCUGGAUUAACAGGCGCAGUCGCUGACGACGAGCUAAGAAUGGACUUUUUGCAACCGUGCGAGGUUGCGUUGACCUGUUGGUUGGAUGAUGGGAUCUCAGUCAUUUUGGACACUAAGUCAGACAUCAUUCGAAUCAUUGAUGAAUCUGAGCCACCGGAAAAUGACUUUCGGGAAGAAAGUGUGGCUCAUAAUGCUCCCACCUAUCUCCAGAACGUCAUCGAUGACAUUCGGAAUUUAGAGGUUGUGUAUUUUCCCGGUGGAGAAAUUGGCUAUAUUCACCUACCUGGGUCGUGGGAGCAGAUUGAAGUGAGGCGGGUUCUGACCGAGGACUUUGGUUGGGGGACGGAAGAGUUCCGGGAGGAGGAAUGGCGUCAAGAGGGAGAGGAGAUUUGUAAAGCGAUUGGGGAUGAAGGGCUGGAUAGGGCAGAGAACCCCGAAGCUUGGUCUAGUUGA
This is a messenger RNA of Penicillium longicatenatum, 513 nucleotides long. RefSeq lists its product as uncharacterized. The record is from RefSeq and is a predicted model, not a curated record. NCBI's taxonomy places the organism in Eukaryota, Fungi, Ascomycota, Eurotiomycetes, Eurotiales, Aspergillaceae. Bases 1 to 513 code for a protein of 170 amino acids. The transcript has 2 exons.